AGAGCUCGCGUCACGAUCCACGGGCUCACCGGGACUUGCACGCUGCCUUUAUAAUCCGCCCUCGCCGCCGAACCCUAGCUCCUCUUGCCUUUCUGCCCGCCCACCCGUCUCCUCGCCUCGCCGUCUCGCCCCACGCCGCCGACGCAAAGAUGCCGUUCAAGAGGUUCGUCGAGAUCGGGCGCGUGGCCCUGGUGAACUACGGCAAGGACUACGGCCGCCUCGUCGUCAUCGUCGACGUCGUCGACCAGAACCGGGCACUUGUGGAUGCUCCUGAUAUGGUCAGGUGCCAGAUGAACUUCAAGCGUCUUUCGCUGACCGACAUCAAGAUUGACAUCAAGCGUAUCCCUAAGAAGGCAACUUUGAUCAAGGCCAUGGAGGAAGCAGAUGUGAAAACCAAAUGGGAGAACAGCUCAUGGGGUAAGAAGCUUGUUGUCCAGAAGAGAAGAGCAUCGCUGAAUGACUUUGACAGGUUCAAGGUCAUGUUGGCUAAGAUUAAGAGGGGUGGUGCGAUCAGGCAAGAGCUUGCCAAGCUCAAGAAGGAGGUUGCUGCUUAGAAUAUCUUAGUGGAUGGCAUGUUGAGUUUUUUGUUCCAAGUUGGAUCUGCUCUAUGUUCCAGUGUUCUUAAAGCCAGAAUUAGUACAACUGUUUUCGGAGAACUACUUCAUAUUUUGUCAUGGCUGUUAUUGAAUACCCAAGCUAGUUUGCUACAGAUGUGCCUCUUGCCUUAAUUCAUUUGUGAUA
Messenger RNA from Aegilops tauschii subsp. strangulata, 741 nucleotides. Its product is annotated as large ribosomal subunit protein eL14z. Gene Ontology annotation, molecular function: RNA binding; structural constituent of ribosome. Gene Ontology annotation, biological process: ribosomal large subunit biogenesis; translation. NCBI's taxonomy places the organism in Eukaryota, Viridiplantae, Streptophyta, Magnoliopsida, Poales, Poaceae. Gene Ontology annotation, cellular component: ribosome; cytosolic large ribosomal subunit. The record is from RefSeq and is a predicted model, not a curated record.